UUUGUGUCAACGGUUGAAUGUUUCUAACAAAUCACAAAUAUUGUUGCUUCGAAAUGAAGAAGAGUAAACGGUUUGCCAAGAUGUUUCUUAAAAUAAUUUGCAAAAGCCUAAAUGAAAAAAUCAGAAAAAAAAGUUCUUACAAAUUUUAUCGAAAUCCUAUUUUGGAAUCCCUUUUAUUCAAGCAUUUCAAAAUUCUCUUUGGCUAAGUACGAGUGCUUUGUAAUUUCUGGGCCUUAAGAAGCACCAUGUCGGACGCGCGCUUAGUCCGUUCUUCGCAACGCGAGUGGUGUGAUCGCAACUCGAAGCCCAAGCCUCCGUUCUACACACCAUUCACGAGACCGAACCCGACUCGCUGGCAAAAACCCGGACCUAUGGGCCGGGAUGAUUGGGCCAAUUUCCACAAACAGUAUCAGGGUACCUCGAGGGUAGAAAUGGCAAGACGGCUAGCGGGUGGCCGGGUUAACUCCGAUAGGGCAAUAGUUAAUAGCGGGAAGAAGCCGCCAUUAAGAGAGCAAGUUUCGAGCGAUGUCUUUGAACGCUUGAGCCAGCCGAAGUGGCAGCGCGAGAAAUACGUUCCUCCGGAAAAGGAAAUAUUUCCAUACCGUCCGCAUAUCAGAGGACGAUGUCCUCCGAUGCCGGAAAAGGGCAGACCCUCGAGGAAACCAAAGGUGCCUUGCUGUUUCCAGCACAAGGAUCUAGAGAUCGAGUUCUGGUCGAACAUCCGUUUCCCCGUUUCGCGGAAGGCCCUCUGCGCCCAACCCAAAAAAGCUAUCAUUACACUAUCCAAGCCCAGGGAGUAUCCGCCACCUCAGCACUGUCCAAUCCCUGAUAGACCCGAUGAUCUCUUCGUGCCCCGUCGUAACAAGAUGACGCCCAUGCAGUGGCGACUCCAUCGCCAGCGCCUCGAGUUCCUUGCCAAGCCGCCUUCACGCGUUUUGGCCGAACUGUGCCGAAAUUGAAUCCUAAAUUGUGGUUCAAAUUCUUGGCACAAAGCUACAUAACCACUAACUAAACCGGGUAGCAACCGUUCCUAUCCAGUUUAGUUAAUGGAACUGUAGUUUGGUGGUAAUAAUUUUACCUUCAAAUUGGAACUACUUUAACUCAAGAAAUUUUAUUAAAUCUGUGCUUAAUAAAGAAUACAUUUUGUUAAUUUUUUGAAGGGUGUUUAA
Messenger RNA from Drosophila ananassae, 1169 nucleotides. RefSeq lists its product as uncharacterized. The transcript has 2 exons. Lineage: Eukaryota; Metazoa; Arthropoda; Insecta; Diptera; Drosophilidae. Bases 246 to 959 code for a protein of 237 amino acids. The record is from RefSeq and is a predicted model, not a curated record.